AUGACCGAUUCUGAUGGUGGCCUCAGCCUUCCAUCAAAUCCUGGAAGUGCCAGUGAAGAAGAAGUUGAACAAGGUGCUGUUAGUAGCCAACUUCCAGGGGAAUCUCAGUGUUGUGAUGCUGAUUGCUUGGAUCGCAUUACUUCCAUGCCUGAGUACUCCCGGAAAGCUGAUGAGAUACGACAAGCUAUCAAAGAAGAACUUGGAUUGGAGAAACGAAAUGAAUUUCAGUUUCAAGUCCUCAGAACUUGGAUGGCCGGUGAGUCUUCGAAGAGCCAGUCCCAGCGACGAUAUCAGUUUCAAGACUUGCCAAUUUGCCGCAUAGCAGCUUCUGACAUUUUGCAAUGCAACAAGGGCAAGGUGACGAAGCUGACCAAGGAGAUUGUGGAUGGGCGUGUCUCUGCUCCCAGGGACUUGCGCGUUGGAGGUGGCCAGGUGAAGAUGCCUCGACAGGAGUCGCUCCAAGUGCAGAAUGCUGAGACCAUGUGGUGCUGGGUCCACAGUUUCUUAGCAGAGCCCCUUGCAGAAGGUGUGGGCAAGGUGAAGUUCGAUGUGGCAACCAAAGUCAAGGAGCUUUUGAAAAUGGAUCCAGUGUCUGAAGUCUUCAAUGCUUCCUCCCUGGAGCCCAGACAUGUGCACCCGAAUGUUACAUUGAGUGAGCUGCUGGACGUUGCCAAAAACUUCCUCUCUCACUUGCAGCCACCGCCGUCCUACAGAACUUGGGUCCGAAUCUACCAUAGAUCUUGGGAAAAGACUGUACGCUUCAGAGGCGAAAACCAGCAUAGCAAGUGCAGUGUCUGCGAAGACAUGAAAGAGUACAAGCGACAGGCUUCGACUCUGUCUGAUGCCAAUCUGGUUGCCAAUGCUUAUGUCCAGCAUCUCCACUUGAUGCUUCAAGACAGGAAGGCCGAUGCAUUCUGGAGACAGAUCGGUUUUGACAGUGUGAAGAGUGGAGUUACCUUUCUUCAUGAAGGAGCAUCGACAUGGCUCACAAUGACAAUUGAUGGCAUGGACUGUGCCAAGUUCAAAGUACCGUUGAACAUCAGUCAAAGCAAACUGUUUCAAAGGAUGCAUCGCCCAGAGAUGAAACUGAGCCUGGUUGUGGUAGAUGGACUGUUGGAAAUCUACAAUUUGAUGAACCACGACAUUCCUACAACUGCCAACUUGGACAUCUCUUUGAUCAGUGAUGCCAUGCUGUUGUGCUACAGCCGUCUGCAUGCAGCGGGACUUCAAUUUCCAAAAGGCUUGAGGGUCCAUGCGGAUAACUGUACAUCAGAGACCAAGAACCAGGUGGCAUUCAAGGCCGGAGCCUUCAUGAUCUGUCAAGGUUUCUUUGACGUCAUUGUUUGGAGUUAUUUCCAGACAGGGCAUUCCCAUGGACUCCCUGACCAGAGAUUUUCUGAAGUACGGCACCUGCUGUUCCAAGAAUCGACGUUGCAAACACCUUCCGAUUUUGUCAAAGUCUUGGAGAAAGUCAAACCUAGACAACAGAGAGAGUUGGCUGUUCAGAGAGUGGAGUGUAUGGAAGACUGGAACAAGUUUCUGGAGCCAUUGGAAAUUACCCUCCACAGCCACAACACUACACGUCGAAUGAAACAAGCUGGGCAGCAUGCGUGCCACUAUUUCCUCAUGGUGACUCGGGAGAAGUAUGCUCAAUUUGGAGAUGUUGGCAUGGUGGAAAACUUUCAGGAUGAGCCGCCCAGCCCAAAGGAUGUCGUGCUGGUGCUGAAAUCGCAUUUGUCCUCGGAUGACAUCUCACAGAAACCUUUUGUGUUUCUACCGGCUUCUGCUCUUCAGAAUCUGCAAGGUUGGCCAGAGUACACGGUUCAACUGAACAAAAUGUCCAAGGAGACUGAAAAAGAACUCCGGAAGACCAUAGAAAAGGUCACCCAACCACCAUGGCACAUGGAGGCGGCUGCUGAAUACAUUGAGCAACUCAUUCGCCAAUCGGGGUGCCAUCCACAAUGUGUUCGUGACUCUCACCCACUGGAAGAAUUGAAAGCGAAGCUGGCAGAUGGAGAAUCCAAGCCAGAGCCCGGUGUGUUCAAGGCAUCAGACAUGGACUUUUGGAAGACGGACCCUGCGAAAGUGGAGGUGAAGAGAGCGGCAAAGAAGAGAUCUGCAGCGAAGUCUAAGGCAGCUGUGCCUGUGAGUGGCGCCCAGCCUUCACAUGCAGCGGUUGCAAUCGACCUUCCCAGUGGAAACGAGGAUGAAGCUGCUCCUGCUGCAGGACCUGGACUUCCAGCUGGCCCGAGGGUGGCAGAGUCCUCAAGAUCCGUGGAGCGUUGCAAGUUGUGCUGGAGGGUAGCUGCAAGCAUCCACAAAAUGGGAAUGGCUUCAGCUGCAAGCCUGGAUGUCAUCAAUGGUUGCGACUUACUCACGACAGAUGGAAGGAUGAUAGCCCUAGCACUCCUGGCCGAAAGACGGCCGAUGUUCUUGAUGACAUCUCCUCCUUGCACAAUGUACAGUGAACUAACCCGCCUUUGGAAUGCUGCCAAGAUGAGUUGGGAAGUUCGUGCCCUUCGACAACGUGAUGCGGACCACAUGUUGAAGUUUGCCUUAGAGAUGUGCCGUAUACAGGGCAAGGUAAAGCAACUGGCUUCCCACCCAGACACGAAGAUGGUGACGUUUGACCAGUCAUCCUACAAUAACCUCUUGAUGACCAGCAAAGAUUGCAAAUGCGAUCAGGACGACAAAGGCGAUCAGUCCAAUUUGGCCUGGAUGGCAGACAUCAUGGCAGCACCUGUGACUCCAGGCGGCAUGUCCGAGAGCAUAGAAGAACUUCUUGACAAGUCAAUGGAAUCAGAAUCAGCCAAUGAGACACGUUCAAAGGCUGAUGAGGAUCUUUUUUCAAUGGCCAAGAAGGAAGAAGAUGUGAAGAUGGAGCAGGCUAAAUCUGACUUGAGAGCGCUGGAAGAUGCAGUGAAAUCAGCAGGCACUGAAGAUUUCAAGCCUGCGUUUUAUGCCUUUGGGAAGGCAGUUCUUGAGCAUUGCAAUGGUGCCCGCAAUGUCUUGACUUCGGUGCUUGGGGACGAGUUGGCCCAUGGUCAAGAGUUUCUGAAUCAGAUCGCUGAGUUCUUUCCGAAGAGUGAUGCCAUUAGCUUUGCUACUCAGCUUCCUGGCAAUGACUCAGAUGAGUUCAAUUUGCAUUUGACAGAUCUGAGCUGGCUGCCACAUUCCUCGACAAAGCCAGCCCCAUACCUCCAAUACCUCCACACUUGCCUGCAACUUUGGGAUGAGAUCACCACCAAUGGCUUUAUCACCAAAGGUGAUCCGAUUCUACUUUGGGAUGGCCCCACUGGGCAUGCUGACAAAGGGAAAUUUGCUUGGGUUUACUUCUUGAAGGGUGCUGCGAGAGCUUCAAUGGCUUUGUUCACUGCUGUCAUUUCUGUGAAUCUGGGCGUGAGACUGUCAGUCUUGCAUCGUGAGCUGUAUGACAGCCUGAUGGUGAUCCGCUGCCGCCGUGGUUCUAUGUCCCAUGAUUUGAUGCAAGUGGCCUUCACAAAUGCGAAGCUGAGCAGCAGGGGUGCCAUCAGGAAGUCUCAUGAUGUUGCUUGCUGGCUUUCGAAGAUGAGCAUGCUGGUUGAUCGCGGGCUGAAGGCUGAGAGUGCUAUCAAGGCGUGGAAUCAGGAGGCGACAAGAGAAAGCCAACUCACUGGACAGAAGCGGGUGGCCUUGCUGGCAUUGUUGUCAGGGCCAGAUGGGACAACGAAAUUGCUGCUGGACCAUGCCAGUUUCUUUGGGUCUGCUUCAGCAUUUAGUGAGGAGUGCUUUGCAGCCAAAAACUUGUUUCCAGGAUACUUCCCCAGGACUGUCUUGGACAAGACAUGGCGCUCUAGAUUGACGGUCACUGAUGCUGGGUUCUUGCUGUUCUUGCGCUACACGGAUGCAUGCCACCAUCAGAAGCUGCCUGAAACCAGGGGAAAACUUAGCAAAGAGAGGUGUGCAGAACUCAGCCAACUUACUCAGCUGGUUGUGGCAGUGGAGGCUGAACUGAAGGAGGGCGGUGUGGUGACUUCCAAACUCACAGACGCCUUGCUGGACUGCGAUGCGAACCUGGAGCUGGAGCUGCAAGUUGCUUUGAGCGAAAAGGCCGCCAAGUGGAAGCCUGCUGAUCUGACUUUGGUUCAAGAAAUUCUCAAGGCACAUUCGGCCACAGCUGACUCCAAGUUCUUUGUUGAGAAGCGAGUGGUGGCAGCUGGUGAACUGGAGAGAGAAGAAUUUGACCUCAUGAAGAAAAUGUUUGAGCAUGACCUCAAGUCAUUUGAGAAUUGGAAGGUUCGAUGCCAAGACAGAGACUCAGCAGUUUACCAUGCGGAAUUGCAGCACAAAGUUCAACGACAGCAUGAAGCCCAAAAACAAGCCCAGAGUUUGUUUGACAUCACUUCAGUGAAUUGGUUUGCAUCUUUGGAAGUCCUUGGAAGUCCCAAUGAAGUUACCCACCGCAUCAAAGCUACUGUGAACAAGCUCAUGAAAACCUUCCAAGUUCGAUCUGAGGAGAUCUAUCUUUUGCAAGUUUGUAACUGGAGCUCGCCUAGCUUGGUUUCCUCUGCUGCGCAGAAGUGCCAAGCCACAGUUCUUGGAGCUCUGUGCAAUGAUGCAACUAGCUCAGGUCGCUCAUUGGGAUGUGUUUUCGAGCCAUGCCAUACAUACAACAAAGGGCAGCUUUGGAAGCAAGAAGAGAUGCUCCACAAGAUGUUGGUGAAUGCCAGAUGCAACAUCGAUGGUCGAUUUGUCCUGCCCUUUGUUGAGCGACAAGAUGACCGCGACCAGAGGUCAAUGUGCCGUCAUGGGAGGCUGACUUUCCCAUCUGAAGAUGAAGCCUUCGGCAAAGUCUGGAGUGAAUGGAAGUCAUGCCCGAUCUUGAGCAAAGGACUUCUUGAAGAGGCCCACUGCCUACCAACCAAGGAGCUUGUCACCAUUGAAGAUUGCAGUGAGUCUGCGCUCCCAGCAUCGACAACCUUGACCCACACCACAAAUCCAGCAGAAAAAUGUUGCCAACUUGGAAAGGAUGCCUACCAUUCAUUUCUGAGGGGGGCAUUGGGAACUUUGGGCACCAAGAGCUCUAAGCCAGUGGUGUUGGUUGUGGAUCUCUUUGCGCAUACAGGGGAUCUUGCUUUGGCAGUGUUCAAAGAGAAGUUUGCCCCUGCGAUGUCGAACCACCUGCAUUACUUGGCGUUUCACGCCAAUCAACUGGAGGUUGAAUGGGCCAAGCAGCAUCACAUCGAACAUGUCUUUGGCAACUUCUUGACUGGCGAUUUCAAGCCUCUGACACCUCUGCCAGGGCCUCCUGACCAGCUGGCAAUGCCAGGGCCCACGCCUCCUACUUUGAGUUUGUUGGCUUGGGGAACAGGAAAGGCCAAGGAAACUUUGAAGACCCCAGACAAAGUCUUGAAAGCUUGGUGGGAUGGCAAUUUCUCGCUUGAGUUCCGGGAAUUUGUGGAGGCAGCCAGGCAGAACCAUGAGCUUGACGUGAAGAUCACUGAUGAUUCAUCGACUGGUCGGCCCACCAAGAGGCCCAGGCUGACGGAGGCUGAAGGAGCUAAGGUGGAAACUCAGGCAGAGACUGAAGUGAAGGAUGCUAAGAUUGAGUCAAAGGACCUCAGUGACCUGCCAACCUUGUGCUAUGAAGCCAAAGUCACUGCAAACCCGAAACUUGUUGUGAAGGUUACCAUCGGCCAAGGUGUCUUCUUGGAGAACACUGGCACCAGUGAUGAAAGCAUCAAAGCUGGCGUGGUACUGUGUGGGUACUACAAAGGCAAGUUCUGGAGCCCAGAUUCGACAUCAGAGGCGCCAAGUGAGAAAGCAGAUGUGACAUUCAGGUUGACAUCAAACUUGGAUCAUGUGAUGCUGAAUUCAAAGUACCAGCCUUUGGGUGACAUCAUCAAGGCCAAGCGCCAACUCACUCCUGCUGAUGCACAUGUCUCCUACCAUGAGUUGAUUGACUCCCCGACCCCGACAGAUGCAUCGGCUUUCAAGCUUGAGCCCAAGAAAAUGACAGUGUACUUCAAGGUGGCUGACUUCCCUGCAGUGAAGACAGAAGAAGGCGAGGGCGAAGCCAAGCUGAUGAUCCCAGCUGCCCAUUUGGCUGGUGCAAUCCCUGAGAAGGUAUGGCGUGACAGCCAGCUUGCUGAGAUUGUUUGGGCCGUCAAGUGGCCCGCAGUUGCUGCCAAGGGUUUGCAACCAAUCCGCCCAAUGGUAAUGACUUCAAAGGAGUUCGUCAUUAAGAGCAAGACAGCUGUUGUGAUUGCCAAGCCCAAUGUUUGA
Messenger RNA from Cladocopium goreaui, 6264 nucleotides. Lineage: Eukaryota; Dinophyceae; Suessiales; Symbiodiniaceae. The record is from the annotation of a GenBank genome assembly.